AUGAAUUGCGUAUUCUGGAAUUGUCAAGGGCUCGGGGCGCCUUUGACAAUUCACGUACUCGGAGACAUUCUCCGAGUUCACAGGCCCCGGAUUGUGUUUCUCUCGGAAACGAGGGCGACACUUCUUCGUAUUGAGAGAUUGAAAAAACAAUGGAAUCUUAACGGAGUUGGUGUGGAGAAGGUGGGACAAUCUGGUGGGUUAGUUCUUUUUUGGCAGAAAGAUUUAGCGGUUGACUUGAUUAGUUACUCUAAUAAUCAUAUUGAUGCAGAGGUUUUCGAUGAAAACCAGAAUAGCAAAUGGAGAGUAACGGGUUUUUACGGAUUUCCAGAACAGGGUCGUCGAAAGCUCUUGGGAUCUGUUGCAUUGGAUAGAGUUUGUGCUAGUUCAGAAUGGAUUUCCAAAUUUCCUCACGCUCGAGUUCACCACUUGAACUACUCGGGAUCGGAUCACGUUCCUAUCAAACUUGUUCUUAGAGUACCGACUCGUGCUCGUAUCUCGGGUAAGAAACGACCUUUUCGAUUUGAGGCUACUUGGCUCCGAAGAGAGAAUUGUGAGCAGAUCAUAGAGAAUCAAUGGAGGAAGAGCGUCGAUGCAGGGUCGAUGGAGUCGGUGAUCUACAAAAACUCUGAGUGUCGUCUUGCGUUGAUCCUAUGGAGUAAACUAACGGUUCAGCAGCCAAGAAAGAAGAUUAAAAGUCUUCACAAACGACUCCAAUCUCUCCUAUUGGCCGAACAAACAGUUGCUCGAAGGGAAGAAAUUCGGGGUGUGAGAGCUGAGUUAGAACAAGCUUAUGGAGACGAUGACAUGUACUGGCGCCAACGCAAUCGAGUGCAAUGGAUUCAAGAAGGGGACAGGAAUACGAGGUUUUUUCACUCCAAGGCCACUAUCAGGAGACGUACAAAUCGAGUGGAUCGUCUUAAAGAUACAGAGGGAAUUUGGAAAGAGAAAGAUGAGGACACUGAGAAUAUUAUUUCUAAUUAUUUCGAGCACAUCUUCAAGUCCACAAAUCCGAGAGAGGAUGAGAUAGAUGAGGUGUUGGCGAGUGUCGAGACCAGAAUUUCCAGGGAAGCUAGUCAACUUCUGUCAAAGCCUUUUACUUCGAAUGAGUUUGGCGGUGUUGUUCCCUCGAGAGGGCUUCGGCAGGGCGACCCCCUCUCCCCAUACCUGUUUAUCUGUUGUGCUGAGGCUCUUAUUGCAAUGAUUGCAAAUGCCACUGUUAGAGGAGAAUUCCAAGGUGUCCGUGUCGCCCAAACAACUCCGAUGGUGUCUAGCUUGUGCUUUGCCGACGACACUCUUAUUUUCGGGCAUGCUACUGAGGAAUAUGCAGUUGCUUUGAAAGAAAUUCUCGUCAAGUAUGCCAGAGUAUCCGGGCAGGAGAUUAAUCAUCAGAAAUCUACGAUGACUUUUAAUCAAGGGUGGGGGGAGAAACAACUCUCCAAAGCGGGCAAGGAAGUUUUGAUCAAAGCAGUUCUACAGGCUAUCCCGACUUACGUGAUGAGCUGUUUUCUUCUCCCCGAAGGACUUAUUCAGGAAAUUGAAAUGACAAUCAGACGAUUUUGGUGGGGGAAUGGAGAGAAUAAGGGCAUGGUCUGGUUGUCGUGGGGGGAGAUGUGCAAAGCUAAGGAACUUGGAGGAUUGGGAUUUCGAGACUUGAAAGCCUUCAAUUUUGCGUUGCUUGUGAAACAAGCGUGGAGGAUUUUCACUAAUCCAGAUCUGUUGUUGUCAAAGAUUAUCUAUGCCAGGUAUUUUCCGAAUGGCUAUCUCUUUAACGCAAACGUGGGAUUUCGACCAUCCGCCACUUGGAGAAGCAUUUGGAAGGUUAUUCCGUUUUUGAAGAUGGGCCUCCGUAGAAGAAUUGGAAAUGGUCUCGACACAUCUAUAUGGGGUGAUCCAUGGCUUCGAGAGGGAGGGGGGUUUAAGAUUUUCACCAAGCGUGAAGUAAUUUGGCUUUUCCGGAUAGGGUCUCAGAUAUAA
Molecule: messenger RNA, 1974 nt
Organism: Erythranthe guttata (spotted monkey flower)
Lineage: Eukaryota; Viridiplantae; Streptophyta; Magnoliopsida; Lamiales; Phrymaceae
Source: RefSeq, a predicted model, not a curated record